AGGGGGACGGAUAUUAGCCUAGUUCUUCCCAAAGGUAGUGAGUCAUAUGCUCUAUAAAUUCUUGAGAUAUUUGACAUGCUUACAUCAGUAUCUUGCUGACUACAGCUUCAAAUGCAUCUGCUGGCAGAUUCUUUUCUGGCGUUCGUGGUAUUCACGUUCUGUGGCGGAAACCCGCCGGAGCCAGCCACGUCACCGACCUACAUGUGGAGAGAUCACGAGACAGGAGAUUCCGUCAUAUGCGACAAAUGCGCUCCUGGAAAUUACUUAAUAAAGCAUUGCACGAAGUACAGCAAAAGCAUCUGCGGACCUUGCCCUACGUCUCACUACACAGAGGUCUGGAACUACAUUGAGCGCUGUCAAUACUGCAGUCGUUUUUGCACAAAUGAAGAGAUAGAAAGCGUACCGUGCACCCCACUGCACAACCGCGAGUGCGAGUGCAAGGAUGGGUUUUACUUGAAAUAUGGGUCAUGCUUAAAACACAGCAGAUGUCGGCCCGGCGAAGGAGUAAUAACUAACGGAACAGCACACACUGAUGUGGAGUGUGAACCUUGCGCAGGUGGUUUCUUUUCUAACGAGUCGUCCAGUAGUAAAGCCUGUCAGAGCUUCUCUGUGUGUGCUCCAGGUUAUACCACUAUACCAGGCAAUGAGAUGAAUGACGUUUACUGCUCAUUAUGUAAGAAUGGAUCAAGAACAGCUGAAGAUGAGGCUGUCUGUGAUAGGGAGUUGCAAGAAUUCCUGGCCAUGCAGAUUCUCCCACCAAGAAAACACAAAAGACUGGUGACUGUACUCAGGAGGGGUGUGGGUAAAAACUCCACAAAAAAUCAAUCUGUUUCAGAGCUCCUCACAACUUUAAGGACAAAACCUAUUAAACCUUUUGCGGUUCACGUGGUUGAUAUUAUGAAUACCGAAGGCCUGCUCCAUUUACGAAGUAAAAUUAUUAAAUGGUUUCCUCAUAUAGUUUUAUAGGGCAAAAAUUUGUUCUAAUGUAUUGUUCAUUGCAUAUACAACCCUGUUUCCAAAAAAUUUGGGACACUGCAUAAAAUGCUAAUUAAAACAGAAUGCAAUGAUGUGAUGUGCAGAUCAUUUAAAUCCUAUAUUAGAUAGAAAAUAGUACAAAGACAAAAUAUCAAAUGUUGAAGGCUACUCUAGUGAGAUCCUGACUGCUCAGUUGUUAAGAUAUCAUGACAUGGACAGACGCCCAGUGUUUUCACUGGAAGGGAAGGGGAGCAGCACCUUGACAGGUGCUGGUGGACUCCAGGACUCUACCAUUUUAAGGAGAAGGGAGGACUCAAUGAUAUUGGAACGGGUUACCAUAGAGAUAAAUAAAAAAAAGUAGAAAAAUAUAAUACUAUUCAGUAAAAUUAAGAAUAUAUUAUAGCAGACACUCCGGACAACUGGGGUGGCAAAACAUUUUUGUAGGUUGGCAGCUGCCACCCCUUGUCACCCCAGUAGUUUCAAUAUGGUAAAAUCAAAAGUAGUAAACAUGCUGUGUCCCAACUUUUUUUAAACGUGUUGCUGGCAUAAAAUUCAAAAGGGGCAGGUUUUUUCCAAAAAACUAAAUA
Messenger RNA from Esox lucius (northern pike), 1562 nucleotides. RefSeq names its product tumor necrosis factor receptor superfamily member 6B. Bases 112 to 966 code for a protein of 284 amino acids. Gene Ontology annotation, molecular function: protein binding. The transcript is spliced from 4 exons. Lineage: Eukaryota; Metazoa; Chordata; Actinopteri; Esociformes; Esocidae. The record is from RefSeq and is a predicted model, not a curated record.